AUGAACAACCUCAACUCAGGCCAUGUCUCCUCGUCUGCCGCACCGCCAGAUCCCUGGAUGGCCGAGCUGUUUCCGACCGCACUAGACGGAACACCACGGCCUGCCUCCGGGCCGCUGGCGCCAUCAUCGUCGUCGGUGUUCGAGGACUCUGUGCCGAGCCUUGCGAACCCUCUUCGUGGACUGCCUCCGCGUCCAUCAUCUCAGCCAUCGCAGCCAUCGCAGCCAUCGCAGCCAAAUCCAGCGUCACUGUAUCACAACUUGUCUGCUAGACGAGUGGUUUUCCACAACCCUGCAUCCUUCCUGCAACCUCCGGCGUCGUCAGCAAACCAGAGCUUUGCUUUCUCUCAACCCCUGCUCGCCUCUGAAGCAUAUGUUCUGAAUCCUCCCUACUAUCCGGGGCAACCUUUGAGUCAGCUACAAAGUGCGUCACACCGUCAACUGAUUGACCAGUUUUCGGCAAACCCAGGACAGGAUGGCCCUUCGAACUUCAUUCCAUUUCCCUCCGGGGCGUUGCACCAUGUCGACAUCGCUCAGUAUGACCACUCGAGUCAGAAUGACAAACAACUUCCGGAAGCGGAGAGAACUCCUGUUGAGGAGGACAGUGACACGUCUGUCGACGACCAUGAAAUCCUAGGACUGUCCAUAGGUGCGGCUGAAGGCGGCGGUCUCACGCUCAGUAAAUCACGGAAAAGAGGCCGUGCAAAGUUGCCGCUGUCAGGUAACCAACCCAGGAAGCGACGCAAGAAAGGGACAGGGCCUCGGGGUGGUUGGAGCAAAGGCAUGAAAAUUGGCCCUCGACAAGCCCUCGACCCCGGCCCCGAAUUCAAUGAUCUCUACAGCCAGGCCAUGGUCGCCUUUAUCGACGAUCAUGACACGGAGAAGGCCCUUGACCUAGUCUUACAGGCUAUCGCGGUCAAUCCCGAAAUCCAUUCUGCUCAUGCCCUGCUCUCUGAGAUAUACUUUUCUCGAGAUGAAGACGAAAAGGCCAUCGCCGCCCUCUUUAGCGGUGCUCACACCAUCCCAACAGAUCCAGAAGUAUGGAUUCAAGCAGCCAACGCUUGUCUCCAACGGUCCAAAGGCAAACGCGAGACUGCUUUGCAACAAGCCAGUUACUGUUAUGCCCGAAUCAUCCACACUGACCGGGAGAAUUUAGAAGCUCGCUUUCAGCGAGCUGCCGUCAGCAAAGAGCUUCAAAAUUACAGCAAAGCUAUGAAAGACUUGGAGACUAUUCUCGAAAGCAUGCCUCGGAAUUCCAGCGUCCUGAGGCAGAUUGCAGAGAUAUGCAUUGAAACAAGAGAUCUGGCAAGAGCAAAACAAGUCUACGAGGACACCCUAAAUUACUACCGCGAGAACGGUUUUGAGGGUGAAGAGUCUUUCACCUGGGCCGACAUUCUCGUCUAUGCUCAAAUUCUUGCCUUGGAAGAACCUCCUGACCUAGCCAUCGCGAACGCUCUAAAAACUUUGAAACAGUUAGCACGCUGGCUUCUGGGACGAGAACGAGAAGACUACUGGGAUCAUUUCACCGAUGAUGACCGCGAGUUUGAUUCGGAAGACGAACCUCGACGAGUGCUCGUGCCUGAAUUUGUGCCUGGCAGAUACUCCACCGAUGCCUACGGCCCUGGACUUCCCUUGGAGCUUCGAGUCAGACUGGGAAUACUUCGGCUUAGGCAGGGCUCGGAUAUGCUGGAUGAGGCACUGGGGCAUUUUGAAUGGCUUGAACCCGAAGCCAGGGACGAAGGUGCAAGCAUUUAUGAAUACCCGGAUUUGUUCCUCGAGGUUGCCCAAGCCUUGCAGGAAGCUAAGGAACACAAUCAGGCGCUGCGUUAUUAUGAAGCUCUGAAGGACACCAACGCAUAUUCUUACACAGAGUUUUGGUUAGGCAUCGCAGCUAGCUCUUACAUUUGUGGCGACAAGCUACAAGCAGUCGAGUGUUAUGAGGAAGCCAAGGCUGGAGAUGAGAAAUGCGUUGAGGCAAGGACUCAACUGUCGAAGCUCUACGCCGAAUUCGGCGACAAAGAGAAGGCAAUGGAGACCGCUCGGGAGGCGGUCCGUGUUGCCGAUAGCUUACUUCCCAAGACGGAUCGACGCAAGUAUGAGCGAAAAGAACAGCGACUAGCUCGUGAGGAAGCAGAAAAGGCUCUCAAGGAAGCAUUCAACCUUCCUGGCAAAGCUGUUGGUGGCACACCAGUUGAGCGUAUCGAGGCCAAACUCAGAAGGAUGAAAAUGAAAUCCAAGACAAGGAAGGCAAUGGUGAUGCCACCGAGAGAGUCGAUCCACGGACAAGACGAGACAGAAGGAGAGUUGGAAGAUGAUUACUUAGAGGACAGAGAGGGAAUGUCGCCGACAAUGGAUCGCGAGAUCGCCAGACAGACGGCUCGGAACGUGGCACGAAGGAGGAAGGAUCGCCAACCACCUCGCUCGCGGGCUCAACCCAAACCCGGAACUAAACGAAUGACGCAAGAGGAACGAGAGACUCAUCGCACUGAAAUGAUCAACCGACUCUAUAGCGACCUGGUCUAUGACACAGAAGCCAUGAGAACCGGCGACGAAAUUGCAAGGAAUACCUGGAUGGACUGUGCCGACUCCCUCAUCACCGAUUUCCGAAGCAAUCGCCUGUUUUAUUCCAAGGAUCGAAACCAAGCAGUAGACAGCUUUUACCGGGGAGCUGCCAACGCCGGCUCGCGCCAGAGAUGGGAGGAGAGAGAGCAAGGAAGCGGACAAAAUGGCGUGGAAGUGGAUCGGGACUUUCCCAUCCCUUCCGUCGAAUCGUCCAUGCCUACCGAAUACCGCGAGAUCGCCUUCUCAAACUGGCUGGAUGUUUUCCUUGAGUAUGCUCUUCUACUCGCCCAAACUGCUGACCUAGACGCUGAGCAUCGGUGCUACACCGUCGUUAAUGCAGCCUUGGAUUGUGUGGUCUGGAACCAAGACCCGCAAGCUCUCCUACAGAUAUAUGUCACCUAUCUCGCCUGCACUCUUGCCCUGCAAGAUGAAAGGACCCUUUCCAACGUGGUGCUGCGAUGGUUUCUGCGAACUUUUCAAUUCAACUCUGAUGCCUAUCGCCUCUUUGCUGCCAUGAAUCUAGUAUACUCUCGUCCUGGUGUAUUGUUUCGCAAUCGCAGUACCCACCAGUUCCUCUUCAAGCAGAUUGUGCAAAUGGAUGCAAAUCUGCCGAUGGAUUAUGCCCCCGAAGGCUAUGGGCCAGUCCCAGAAUUCAUGCGCCAGGGUGGGACGGAACACACUGUCCGUAGUAGAGACGACAACGAGGAGACGCCGGUUCCUGCCCAGAAGGACAUUCAGGGCCAGCAGCGCCAGCAGCACCCGCACCAAGAUAUCACGAAGCCGGAGGAAAUGAAUAUCGCACUCCUCACGCUCUACGGCCAUGUCCUCUACGCAGGCGGCGCGUUUGCCAGUGCCCUCUCGUACUUUUUCCGCGCGCUCUCUCUCGACCCGGAAAACCCGGUGGUGCUGCUCAGCAUCUCUCUGAGCUACAUGCACGAAGUGCUAAAGAAGCACAGCGAGAACCGUCAUAUGAGUUUGUUGCAGGGAUGGGCAUUCUUUGAAGAGUACGCCGAGGCGAGGAGACAUUGGGCGGGACGACACAAGUUGCUACAAAAAGAAUGGCGGCGCAAGCGCAAUGGUGACGACGACAACGACGACGACGCAGAUAAUACGGUGAUGGUGGCGGGUUCGGCAGACGGCGUGGAUCGGGACCGUCUGGAGUUGAUGUUGGCCGAGCGAGAGAUCGCAUUUAAUCGCGCACGAUGCUGGCAUAUGCUCAGCCUGUCCGAUCUCGCUGUGCGGGCAUAUGAGGAGAUGCUUUCGCUCGCCGUCGUCCCUGCUGCCUCCACUUCUUCUUCGGCGCCGGAAACCGCUGAUAGAGGGGACCAGGGCAAGGAUACUAUGAAGGACGUGAGGUGCACGGAUUUUACCAUGGAAGCGGCAUAUGCCGUUCAGACGAUGUACGCUUUGAGUGGGAACCCGGAGAUGGCCAGAGAAGUCACGGAGAAGUAUCUGGUGGUUUGA
Molecule: messenger RNA, 4023 nt
Organism: Cladophialophora bantiana CBS 173.52
Lineage: Eukaryota; Fungi; Ascomycota; Eurotiomycetes; Chaetothyriales; Herpotrichiellaceae
Exons: 1
Coding region: 1-4023 (1340 amino acids)
Biological process (GO): transcription by RNA polymerase III
Cellular component (GO): transcription factor TFIIIC complex
Molecular function (GO): protein binding
Source: RefSeq, a predicted model, not a curated record